Salarias fasciatus (jewelled blenny) is the source of this 713-nucleotide messenger RNA. RefSeq names its product calcium-binding protein 5-like. The coding region runs from base 148 to 660 and encodes 170 amino acids. NCBI's taxonomy places the organism in Eukaryota, Metazoa, Chordata, Actinopteri, Blenniiformes, Blenniidae. The transcript has 6 exons. Gene Ontology annotation, molecular function: calcium channel regulator activity; calcium ion binding. Gene Ontology annotation, cellular component: cytoplasm. The record is from RefSeq and is a predicted model, not a curated record.
UCCUCUCUGGCAUGUGCAGAUCACCACUGGAGAAGGUUUAUGCGCAUACACAUGCUCGCACUGCCAAAAGGAAGCAAAUGAUAUAGUGACAUUUAACAGAGAAAUUUACUGAGACAAGAGGCCCAAAUCUUCACCCAGUGCAUCAUCAUGAGUCUGAAACAAGCUUGCAUUUUUCUCAGGGGAGGAACGAGGAGACAGUCAAGAACUCUAACACAUGAUGAGAUUGAAGAGCUGCGUGAAGCAUUUGUAGAGUUUGAUAAGGACAAGGACGGCCUGAUAAGCUGUAAAGACUUAGGGAACCUAAUGAGGACAAUGGGUUACAUGCCAACUGAAAUGGAGCUGAUUGAACUGGGUCAAAACAUCAACAUGAACUUGGGAGGACGGGUGGACUUUGAAGACUUUGUUGAGUUGAUGACCCCCAAGCUGCUGGAUGAAACUGCAGGAAUGAUUGGGCUGAAGGAACUCAAAGAUGCUUUCAGAGAGUUUGAUAUCGACGGCGACGGCUCGAUCACGUCUGAAGAGCUGAGGCACGCUAUGAUGAAGCUGCUGGGCGAACACGCCAGCAAGCAUGAAAUCGACGCCGUGGUCAGAGAGGCGGACAACAAUGGAGAUGGCACCGUGGAUUUUGAAGAAUUUGUGAGGAUGAUGUCGCAGAAAUGAGGACAACAAAGCAAGAAGAUGAUGCUUUUUUCUAAUAUUUUAUUAACUGCUGU